CAUCCUGGUUAGUCGGUUCUUUGGUGAGGUAGACGGGUCUGUCAUGGCUGCACUUAUGAAGAUGGGAAUGUUCAAAAAAGUUUCACUGUUUGAUUACCAGGCUAUGUGUAAAAACAGCCACCAUCAUGCCAACAGUGCUCGACCCCUGCUCAGUCCAUUUUAUGUCAUGCUUGCCAUGAUACGGUGGUUCUUCUCCAAUGCUCUUAUGUUUCUGCUGGACUUUAAUCUUUGUGGUCUCUGGCACUCUGAUUAUUUUGUGGAUGCCAAAGCUGGGUAUCACAUGUCUCACAAGCAGAAGAAGGUGGAGGCCCUGCAGCCCUGCGACACGGCAUACCCUGGCUUCAUGUACGAUCCAUCCAUCAGAGAGGCCAACAGCCUCAUCAAGUGUGGGCGCUGCCAGAAGAUGUUCGUGGUGCAGCAGGUUCCUGACAGUAACUUGGUUCUGAUUGUGAUCCAAGCUGACUGCGACUGCUCUCGUCAGUUUGGACCCAUCCUGCUGGAGCCCAAAGAGAUCAAAUAUAUCCUUCACUCGUGCAGUCCAAGUAGCAGACAGAACAUUCAGGACCUGCUGUCCAGUCCACAGAGUUCAGAAGGACAACAAGACUGA
Molecule: messenger RNA, 607 nt
Organism: Austrofundulus limnaeus
Lineage: Eukaryota; Metazoa; Chordata; Actinopteri; Cyprinodontiformes; Rivulidae
Product: voltage-dependent calcium channel subunit alpha-2/delta-4
Exons: 8
Coding region: 44-607 (187 amino acids)
Cellular component (GO): voltage-gated calcium channel complex
Molecular function (GO): voltage-gated calcium channel activity
Source: RefSeq, a predicted model, not a curated record